This is a messenger RNA of Chlamydomonas reinhardtii, 9492 nucleotides long. RefSeq lists its product as uncharacterized. Gene Ontology annotation, molecular function: protein binding; protein serine/threonine kinase activity; protein-containing complex binding. Lineage: Eukaryota; Viridiplantae; Chlorophyta; Chlorophyceae; Chlamydomonadales; Chlamydomonadaceae. The transcript has 42 exons. The coding region runs from base 385 to 8460 and encodes 2691 amino acids. The record is from RefSeq and is a predicted model, not a curated record. Gene Ontology annotation, cellular component: TORC1 complex; nucleus; TORC2 complex. Gene Ontology annotation, biological process: TOR signaling; negative regulation of macroautophagy.
UCUUAGUAAAUGUAGCAUGUCGGCGCCACUCGCAGGCAAAACCGACUAGCGUUCGGUGGGCGCCGUGCGCAAGUGCAGAGCUUGUUUGUAGCUUAGGCACGUCUUUAAUUUGCUGCUCUUGACAUUAGGGCAAAGACUCAGGUCUUUCCGCAGCGUACCGGCGAGGGGGCGACAAAUCCAGCCCCCCGCAACAACCCGCAAACGGCAGGGCCUUCGCUUUGCUGCUGUGGUGUAUUAACUUAUCUACCAGAGUACAAUUACGGGUUCACGGCUACACCGAGGCAGGAGCGCGAAACCCGGUGCAGCAGAACCCUUGCUCUUUACUCUUAGCACUUGUACCUGCUUGCGGAAUGUUCUCAGCAGCUUAGCAGCAGCAUCGCAAAUAUGAUGCUGUCGGGAGUGGGUCCGGUGCCCACCAAACCGGCUUUCAAGGCCGGUGGCGACACGCUCUCGCGGCACCUGGAGGAGCUGUGCCGUUCUGGCGCAUGGGAGCGGCGCCACAAGGAUGGUGACAAAGCAUUAUUGGAGUACAUCGAGGCGGAGGCUCGGGACCUGUCGGUGGAGGCUUUUGGGCGGCUAAUGACCGACGUGUAUCAGCGCAUCGGCAACAUGCUGCUCAAAGGGAACGACAUCACGCGGCGCAUGGGUGGCGUGCUGGCGAUUGACGAGCUUAUCGAUGUCAAGCUCUCUGGAGACGACGCUGCCAAGACGGCGCGGCUGUCGGGGCUGCUGUCGCGGGUGCUGGAGGAGAGCGAGGACCCGGUGCUCAGCGAGUCGGCCUCGCACACGCUGGGACACCUGGUGCGCAGCGGCGGCGCCAUGACGUCGGACAUCGUGGAGAAGGAGAUCCGCCGCUCGCUUGCCUGGUGCGACCCCCGCAAUGAGCCCAAUGAGUCGCGGCGGCUGACUGCGCUGCUGGUGCUGACGGAGGCGGCGGAGUCCGCGCCCGCCGUGUUCAACGUGCACGUCAAGUCGUUCAUUGACGCGGUGUGGUUCCCGCUGCGCGACGCCAAGCAGCAUAUCCGCGAGGCGGCGGUGCGGGCGCUCAAGGCUUGCCUGUGCCUGGUGGAGAAGCGCGAGACGCGCUACCGCGUGCAGUGGUACUACAAGCUGCACGAGCAGACCAUGCGCGGCAUGAAGCGCGACCACCGCACCGGCGCGCUUCCCUCGCCCGAGUCCAUCCACGGCUCGCUGCUGGCGCUGGCGGAGCUGCUACAGCACACCGGCGAAUUCAUGCUGGCGCGCUACAAGGAGGUUGUGGAGAACGUGUUCCGCUACAAGGACAGCAAGGAGAAAAACAUCCGCCGGGCGGUCAUCCACCUGCUGCCGCGCAUGGCGGCCUUCUCGCCGGAGCGCUUUGCGUCGGAGUACCUGGCUCGCGCCAUUGCCUUCCUGCUGAUCGUGCUGAAGAACCCGCCCGAGCGCGGCGCGGCGUUCGCGGCGCUGGCGGACAUGGCGGCGGCCCUGGCGCGGGUCAACUGCGCGGCGGACACUCUCACGUCCAAACAAUCCACAGGCUUCGAGGGCUGCCUGUCGCCCAUCUACGUCGCCAUCCGGGAGGCGCUGUCGGCGCCGCCCGCCGCGCGCGCCGCCGCCCGGCCGCGGCCCGCCACCUGCUACGAGGCCCUGCAGUGCGUGGGCAUGCUGGCGGUGGCGCUGGGCCCGCUGUGGCGGCCCUACGCGGCGGCGCUGGUGGAGGCCAUGGUGCUCACAGGCGUGAGCGAGGUGCUGGUGCAGGCGCUGACGCAGGUCGCCAACGCGCUGCCGGAGCUUCUGGAGGACAUCCAGUACCAGCUGCUGGACCUGCUGAGCCUGGUGCUCAGCAAGAGGCCCUUCAACAGCAGCACCACGCAGCCCAAGUUCGCGGCCCUGAGUGCGGCCAUCGCGGCGGGCGAGCUGCAGGGCAAUGCACUCACCAAGCUGGCGCUGCAGACACUGGGCACGUUUGACCUGGGCGGCAUCCAGCUUCUGGAGUUCAUGCGCGACCACAUCCUGGCCUACACCGACGACCCCGACAAGGAGAUCCGCCAGGCCGCGGUGCUGGCCGCAUGCCGCGUGCUGGAGCGGCACGCAGCAGCCUCCGCGUCCGCAGCCUCCGCAGCGGCGGCGGCGGCGGGCGGGCCGCCGGGCGGCGCGCGCGCGGUGGCGGCGGCGGCGAACCAGGGCGCCGCCGCGGCUGUGUGGCACACGCGCGUGGUGGAGCGCUGUGUGGGCCGGCUGCUGGUGGUGGCGGUGGCGGACCCCAGUGAGCGCGUGCGCAAGGAGGUGCUGCGGGCGCUGGUGGCCACCACGGCCCUGGACGACUACCUGGCGCAGGCCGACUGCCUGCGCGCGCUGUUCGUGGGCAUGAACGACGAGAGCGUGGCGGUGCGCGGGCUGGCCAUCCGGCUGGUGGGGCGGCUGGCGGAGCGCAACCCGGCGCACGUGAACCCGGCGCUGCGCAAGCACCUGCUGCAGCUGCUGCACGACAUGGAGUUCAGCCCCGACAACAGGGCCAGGGAGGAGUCGGCCUUCCUGCUGGAGGUGCUCAUCACCGCCGCCGCCCGCCUCAUCAUGCCCUACGUCUCGCCCAUCCAGAAGGCGCUGGUGUCCAAGCUGCGCGGCGGCUCGGGCCCGGGCAUACUGCCCACGGGCCUGGGCGGCGCACUGCCGCUGGGGCCGGCCGGCAGCAGCAACACGGCCGCGCUAGGCUCGGUGCCUAGUGCCGCCGGCAGUGUGUUGGGCGGCUCCACACUCCUGCUGGGCGGCGGCGGCGGCAAGGAGCUGGGCGGCGGCGGCGGCGGGCUGUCGGGCAUCAGCGGCGGCGUGGGCGGCGGCGGCGGCAAGGCCAAAGCGGCGGCGCUACAGCGAGACCUGGUCAACGAGAACAACGUCAUCAAGACUGUGUUGUCCACGCUGGGCGCGCUGGCUGAGGUGAGCGGCACCACGUUCCGCCCCUUCAUCAGCGAGGUCAUGCCGCUGGUCAUCGAGGCCAUUCAGGACAACUCGGACGGGCGGCGGCGUGUGGUGGCCGUCAAGACUCUGGGCUUCAUCGUGAGCAGCUGCGGCAAUGUGAUGGGCCCCUACCUGGAGUACCCACAGCUGCUGUCGGUGCUGCUGCGCAUGCUGCACGAGGGACACCCCGCGCAACGCCGGGAGGUCAUCAAGGUGCUGGGCAUCAUCGGUGCGCUGGACCCGCACACACACAAGCUCAACCAGGCCAGCCUGAGCGGGGAGGGCAAGCUGGAGAAGGAGGGGGUGCGGCCGCUGCGGCACGGCGGCGGCGGCGCGGGCGGCGCCGGCGGCGGCGCAGGCGGGGGAGGCGUCGGCGGCGGCGUGGCGGGCGACAGCAAUGACGGCGGCAUGGGCCCCGGCGACGACGGCGGCCCCGGCGGCGACCUGCUGCCCUCCUCGGGCCUGGUGACCAGCAGCGAGGACUAUUACCCCACCGUGGCCAUCAACGCGCUGAUGCGGGUGCUGCGCGACCCCGCCCUGGCCUCCCAGCACCUGGCCGUCAUCCGGGCGCUGGCAGCCAUAUUCCGCGCGCUGCAGCUCAGCGUAGUGCCCUACCUGCCCAAGGUCCUGCCCAUCCUGCUGGGCGUGCUGCGCGGCGGCGACGAGGCGCUGCGUGAGGAGAUCCUGGCCUCGCUGCGCGCGCUGGUGGGCUACGUGCGGCAGCACAUGCGCCGCUUCCUGCCCGACCUCACGCAGCUGGUGCACGAGUUCUGGCCCGCCGCGCCGCGCACCUGCCUGGCGCUCAUAGCGGACCUGGGCAUGGCGCUGAGGGACGACAUACGGCAGUACGUGCCCGAGCUGCUGCCCAAGUUCGUGGCGGUGUUCAGCGAGGCCGAGCGCGCCGGCAGCUGGGACCUGGUGCGGCCCGCCCUGGGCGCCCUGGAGAGCCUGGGCAGCGCCGUGGACGACUCGCUGCACCUGCUGCUGCCCUCCAUGGUGCGGCUGAUCAGCCCCGCCGCCAGCUCCACGCCAGCCGAGGUGCGGCGCGCGGCGCUGCGCUCGCUGCGGCGGCUCAUCCCGCGCAUGCAGCUGGGCGGCUACGCCUCGGCGGUGCUGCACCCGCUCAUCAAGGUCCUGGACGGCCACAGCGACGAGCAGCUGCGGCGUGAUGCGCUAGACACCAUCUGCGCCGUGGCCGUGUGCCUGGGGCCCGAGUUCGCCAUCUUCGUGCCCACCAUCCGCAAGGCCUGCCAGCGGCACCGCCUGCACCACGAGUGGUUCGACCGGCUGGCCGGCAAGGUGUGCGCCGUGUCGCCGCCCUGCAUGUCAGACGCGGAGGACUGGGAGGGCGCCGGAGGCGCCGCCUCCGGCGCCGGCUCCGCCGGCGCAGCCGGCGGCUGGGCCGUGGAGAUCGACCUGCUCGCCCGCAUGCAGGCGGAGGGCGGCGGCGCCCUGGGCGGCCAGCCGCCGGUGCCGCCGGGUCCCGACGGCGGCCCCUCCGCCAAGCUGCCGGUGAACGCGGCGGUGCUGCGGCGCGCCUGGGAGAGCAGCCACCGCGUGACCAAGGAGGACUGGGCGGAGUGGAUGCGCAACUUCGCGGUGGAGCUGCUCAAGGAGAGCCCCUCGCCCGCGCUGCGCGCCUGCCACGGCCUGGCGCAGGUGCACCCCAGCAUGGCGCGCGAGCUGUUCGCGGCGGGCUUCGUGAGCUGCUGGGCGGAGCUGGAGCAGGGGCUGCAGGAGCAGCUCGUGCGCAGCCUGGAGGCUGCGCUGGCCUCCCCCACCAUCCCCCCCGAGACGGUGACUGCGCUGCUGAACCUGGCCGAGUUCAUGGAGCACGACGACAAGCGCCUGCCUCUGGACACACGCACGCUGGGGGCGCUGGCGGAGAAGUGCCACGCCUUCGCCAAGGCGCUGCACUACAAGGAGCUGGAGUUCCAGACCAGCCCGCAGUCCGCCAUCGAGGCGCUCAUCCACAUCAACAACCAGCUGCGGCAGCCGGAGGCGGCGGUGGGCGUGCUGGCGUACGCCCAGAAGCACCUGCACAUGGAGCUCAAGGAGGGCUGGUAUGAGAAGCUGUGCCGCUGGGACGAGGCACUGGACGCCUACGAGCGGAGGCUGCUCAAGGAGGCGCCGGGCAGCAUGGAGUACCACACAGCGCUGCUGGGCAAGAUGCGCUGCCUGGCCUCGCUGGCCGAGUGGGAGAACCUGUCCAACCUGUGCCGCACCGAGUGGCGCAAGUCGGAGCCGCACGUGCGCCGUGAGAUGGCGCUCAUCGCGGCGCACGCGGCCUGGCACAUGGGCGCCUGGGACGAGAUGGCCAUGUACGUGGACACGGUGGACAACCCCGAGGCCGUGGGGCCCAACAGCCACACCCCCACCGGCGCCUUCCUGCGCGCGGUGCUGUGCGUGCGCGCCAACCAGUUCGAGGCGGCUCGCACGCACGUGGAGCGCACCCGCGAGCUGAUGGUGACGGACCUGGCGGCGCUGGUGGGCGAGAGCUACGAGCGCGCCUACACGGACAUGGUGCGCGUGCAGCAGCUGGCGGAGCUGGAGGAGGUGUGCGCCUACAAGCAGGCGCUGGACAGGAGGGCAGCCGACCCGGGCGGCAGCGAGGCUCGCAUCGGCUUCAUCCAGCAGCUGUGGCGCGACCGGCUCCGCGGCGUGCAGCGGCACGUGGAGGUGUGGCAGAGCCUGUUCUCCAUCCGCAGCCUGGUGGUGCCCAUGGCGCAGGACGUGGACAACUGGCUCAAGUUCGCCAGCCUGUGCCGCAAGAGCGGCCGCAGCAGGCAGGCCUACCGCAUGCUGCUGCAGCUGCUGCGCUACAACCCUAUGAACAUCACUCAGGCCGGCAACCCCGGCUACGGCGCCGGCAGCGGCGCGCCGCACGUGAUGCUGGCCUUCCUGAAGCACCUGUGGACGCAGGGCAACCGCACAGAGGCCUACAACCGCAUCAAGGACCUGGUACGGGAGCUCCAGGCGAACGCGGUGCCCCCCGCCGCCGCCGCGGCAGCCGCCACCGCCGCCGCGGCCGCAGCCGCCGCCGCAGCCGCCAACGGCGGCCCUGCGGCCGCCGCGCCGGGCGCGCGCGGUAGCGUGCCGCCCGCUCCUGGUAGCGCCGCCGCGGCUGCUGCCGCCGGGUCGUCUGCCGGCGGGCCUCGCUGGCUGGACCGGCCGCAGGCGUCGCUCAACGGCCGGGCCUUCCUGCGGCUGGGCAUCUGGCAGUGGGCCAUGAACGAUAAGCUGGACAACCCGGGUGUGAUUGCGGAGAACCUGGCUUCCUUCCGCGCGGCCACCGAGCACGCGCCCAAUUGGGCCAAGGCCUGGCACCAGUGGGCGCUGUUCAAUGUGGCGGUUUCAGCGCACUACAGCAUGCGGGACGAGAACCAGGCCGUGUCGCACGUGCCGCCGGCGGUGCAGGGCUUCUUCCGCAGCGUGGCGCUGGGGCAGGCGGCGGGCGACCGCACAGGCAACCUGCAGGACAUCCUGCGGCUGCUGACGCUGUGGUUCAACUUCGGCGCGUACGCCGAGGUCCGCGCCGCGCUGACGGAGGGCUUCCAGCUGGUGUCCAUCGACACCUGGCUGCUGGUCAUCCCGCAGAUCAUCGCGCGCAUCCACACCCACAACACAGACGUGCGCCAGCUCAUCCACCACCUGCUGGUCAAGAUCGGGCGCCACCACCCGCAGGCUCUGAUGUACCCGCUGCUGGUGGCCACCAAGUCCCAGAGCCCGGCCCGGCGCCAGGCGGCCUACAGCGUGCUGGAGUGCAUCCGGCAGCACAGCGCGGCGCUGGUGGAGCAGGCGCAGCUGGUCAGCGGCGAGCUCAUCCGCAUGGCCAUCCUGUGGCACGAGAUGUGGCACGAGGGCCUGGAGGAGGCCAGCCGCCUGUACUUCGGCGAGAGCAAUGUGGAGGGCAUGCUGAACACGCUGCUGCCGCUGCACGAGAUGCUGGAGAAGGCGGGGCCCACCACACUCAAGGAAAUCGCCUUCGUGCAGAGCUACGGCCGGGAGCUGUCGGAGGCGUACGAGUGGCUGAUGAAGUACAAGGCCAGCCGCAAGGAGGCGGAGCUGCACCAGGCCUGGGACCUGUACUACCACGUCUUCAAGCGCAUCAACAAGCAGCUGCACUCCCUAACCACGCUGGAGCUGCAGUACGUCAGCCCCGCGCUGGUGCGGGCGCAGGGCCUGGAGCUGGCAGUGCCCGGCACCUACAUUGCCGGGGAGCCGCUGGUGACCAUCGCCGCCUUCGCGCCGCAGCUGCACGUCAUCAGCUCCAAGCAGCGCCCGCGCAAGCUCACCAUACACGGCGGCGACGGCGCGGAGUACAUGUUCCUGCUCAAGGGCCACGAGGACCUGCGCCAGGACGAGCGCGUGAUGCAGCUGUUUGGCCUGGUGAACACCAUGUUGGCGCACGACCGCAUCACCGCCGAGCGCGACCUGUCCAUCGCGCGCUACGCCGUCAUCCCGCUGUCGCCCAACAGCGGCCUCAUCGGCUGGGUGCCCAACUGCGACACGCUGCACGCGCUCAUCCGGGAGUACAGGGAGGCCCGCAAGAUCCCGCUCAACUGGGAGCACCGUCUGAUGCUGGGCAUGGCGCCCGACUACGACCACCUGACGGUCAUACAGAAGGUGGAGGUGUUCGAGUACGCGCUGGACUCCACCAGCGGCGAGGACCUGCACAAGGUGCUGUGGCUCAAGAGCCGCAACAGCGAGGUUUGGCUGGACCGGCGCACCAACUACACCCGCUCCGCCGCCGUCAUGUCCAUGGUGGGCUACAUCCUGGGCCUGGGCGACCGCCACCCCUCCAACCUCAUGCUGGACCGCUACAGCGGCAAGCUGCUGCACAUCGACUUUGGCGACUGCUUCGAGGCGUCCAUGAACCGGGAGAAGUUCCCGGAGAAGGUGCCGUUCCGGCUCACGCGCAUGAUGAUCAAGGCCAUGGAGGUGUCGGGCAUCGAGGGCAACUUCCGCACCACGUGCGAGAACGUGAUGCGCGUGCUGCGCUCCAACAAGGAGAGCGUGACCGCCAUGCUGGAGGCCUUCGUGCACGACCCCCUCAUCAACUGGCGCCUGCUCAACACCACCGAGGCAGCCACGGAGGCGGCGCUGGCGCGCACGGACGGCGGCGGCGGCGGCGGUGGCCACAUGGACGGCCCCGGGGGGCACCCGGGGGGCCGGGACGCGCUGGGCGGCGGCGGCGGCGGGGCGGGCGGCGGCGGCGGCGGCGACCCGGGGGCCAUGCCCAGCCCGCCGCGGCGCGAGACGCGGGAGAAGGAGCUCAAGGAGGCGUUUGUGAACCUGGGCGAUGCCAACGAGGUGUUGAACACGCGCGCGGUGGAGGUGAUGAAGCGCAUGAGCGACAAGCUCAUGGGCCGCGACUACGCCCCCGAGCUAUGUGUGGGCGGCGGCAGCGGCGCCAGCGGCAUGGAGCCGGACAGCGUGCCGGCGCAGGUGGGGCGCCUCAUCAACAUGGCGGUCAACCACGAGAACCUGUGCCAGAGCUACAUCGGCUGGUGCCCCUUCUGGUAGUAGGCGGGAGAGUGGGCGCGCUCGGGAGGCCUGGGGUGAGGCUGGGGUGGUGGGGGUGGGGGUGGAGGUGGAGGGCAGGGGGCGGCAGCAGGCCGUGUGUGGGGGGAGGGAGGAGAGGUAGGAGCCAGGCAGGGCUGCUGCUGGUGAUGGAUGGAUGGAUGGGAAGGAGUGUGGGUAAGGGGGGGAUGCACGCGGUGUGUGCAGAGUAAAGCAGUGUAGGGAUGUGGGGGUGGGGGUGGGGGGUUCGGGAGGAAGCACGCACAGCCGGGUGCGUGCAAGGAUGCAGCGAGCACAUGUGCAUAGGCCGCGGCUAGCCUGAGUCUGCAGGGAGAAUGAUAGGCGGUAGCGGGGGGGGGGGCGGUGCAGCGGCGUAGGCGGCGUCUCAGGCAGGUGGACAGACCUGGGCAGCUUUGGGCGGACCUCUGUGUUCAGUUCAGUAGGGUUCAGUUAGCUAGUGGCCCGCACUGACAGCAGCAUGAUGGUAUUGUUUGGGGAGAGUGGUGGUUGCCGUCGUGGCAGGCGCGUGGUGCAGGGUUGGGCAUUGAUCGGGCCUUCGUUGACCGGGCUGUCAACAUGCGCGGUCUGUGAGUACCGUAUCGCACCGUAACGCACAGGUACUUGCCCAUUGCGCCGCGCCAAACCUCGGACCUGGGCUGUGGCCUGUGGGCUUUUAUCAAUAACCCGGCCCAUGCUGUGCCUUUGAUGGAGACGGCGGCCGUGAGUCGUAAUAUUGACGUGCUUGAAAAAACGCAACCAGGUGGGGCGCUUAAGUGUGCAACUGGCCGCCGCUGCCGGUCUGACCAGUUUGAUCCUGACACCCCAUGUACGCUUGGGUGUAUGUCCGGCUUCACGAUGCAGAUCGCAUUGAAAAUGUCCGCAGCUUACGUAUCGCGGUGUGGGAUCCCAUCGAGAAUGUUCUGGUGCAGUGGCACUAUGUGGGAACCCCCAUGCCGGCUCUCAUCCCGGACCUAGCUGCAAUGCACUCGCCCUUGGCCAGGGCAGCCCUGAUGUGAGCUGUUUAUCUCACCUGUC